CACAAUUUGGUUGGUCCCUGUUUUUACUCAUCUGUUCCUGUUCCUUUCUUCCACACUGCCAAACCAGCUGAGUGCUUGAAUAGCGCAUUUUCUCAGUAAUAAGACACUCUUUGUUUAGUAAGCUAACGCACCAGCCUUUAUCUCGUACCCGAAACGUGACGCAUUCCAGCAAGCCAACAGCUGACAUUCCAAUCAUAGCAGAUACAGCUCUCAUUCACUCACUCACUGAAGAAGUGCGGAAGUAGGCACUAUUUAGGGUAAGUGUUGGCCACAAUGGGUCAGACUUGAAGUUCAUGCUGAAGGAAGAACAGCUGUGCUCCAGGACACUGGACAGUGCGCGCAUCUGGAUUCACCCUCAGUGAUGGCGCGCAAAAUUAAUCACAGGAGACAGGGAAGCAUUGAACUGUUGGAAGCUAUUGGGGUGGUGAAAAAGGAAAAUGGCACUGGGAGCCUUUCUAUGCUUCCUUUGCAGUCCCCAAAGUCCUUCGACUAUGUUCUGGUUGCCCAGGAAAUGGGUGAACAUACUGGAAAAGAGAGCUUCAGGAAGAAGAGGGAUUUCAUCAGAGCUUUGAAGGACAAGAAUUUACAGAUAAUGAAAAUUACUGAUGAUGAUAAAGUUUUUUAUGGGAUCACUGCCCCAAAAGAGAUCUUCGACACAUACAGACAUCUGCUUAAAGUGUCUGAUGCAUGUAACUGGAGCUGUGAGCAGCAGGGGAAUAUACCGCAGUCAACAAGGAUACGGAUAGUUGACUACAUUCUGCACCACACCAGCAUAGACACUGAUGGUGUUCCAGAGUAUCUGUCAGACCUGAUUAAAGACAAUGUAUUUCAGGCUCAGUUUUGUCUUCAUGAGAAAGAGGAACUGAAAGAACUGAGGAACAGUUGGGCUAGAUGGACUGCCUGUUUUACUGGACAGCCCAUAACUGAUGUAAGGCACUACUUUGGAGAAAAGGUGGCUCUGUAUUUCUUGUGGCUGGGCUGGUACACAUUUCUGCUCAUCCCCGCUGCUCUGCUGGGGGUCAUAGUCUUCCUUUAUGGCCUAUUUUUCUUUAAACCCAACCCUCUGAUACAGGAGGUGUGUGAAUCAGACACUAUAAUGUGCCCACUGUGUGAUAAGGGAUGUAAGGUCUGGCGGCUCUCUGAUACAUGCACAUAUGCAAAGGUGAGCACAUUGUUUGACAAUGAGGGAACAGUCGCAUUUGCUAUGUUCAUGGCAGUCUGGGCUACUGUGUUUCUAGAGUUCUGGAAACGCCACACAGCCUCAUAUGUCUGUGAGUGGAAAGUUUUUGACUGGUGUGAAGAAGAGGAGGAGCUGAUACUGGAGAUAGUGAAUAAUCCUAAUUGCAAGUCGAUGAAGUACAGCCACUCAUACCUGCGCAGUACACUAAUAAUGGUGUUAAUGACGCUCAUGUUGCUGCUGAUCAUUGGGUUGGCACAGGCCCUUGUGGUGUUCAGGGUAAUAGCCAGUGUAGAGUUUGCUAAGCACACAAAAUGGCCUUUUCUUUGUGAAAACAGCAGCACAGUGGCUUUCAUGCUCGGAGCAGUGCUGCACUACCUCACAAUAACCAUCAUGACUUGGGUCAAUCGCAGAGUGGCCCUGAAGUUAUGUGAAUUAGAGAAGGUGCGUUCACAUGCUGCUGUUGAGAGGAGCUUCACAGUGAAGAUGUUUACCUUCCAGUUCUUCACCCUUUUCUCCUCACUCAUAUACACAGCAUUCUUUCUUGGCAGGAUAAACGGACAUCCAGGUGGAUACGUGAGGAUAGCUGGAAUCUGGAGAUUAGAGGAGUGUCACCCUAGUGGAUGUCUGACUGACCUGUUCAUUCAGAUGGCCAUCAUCAUGCUGCUCAAACAGAUCAUCAGCAAUGUGUUUGAGUUUUCAGGCCCCUGGUUCAGACGGUGGCUGAAGAGGCGACAGAGUCGGAAGCUGAGGAAGAAGGUUAGACAGUGUUCAGCGAAGCACUGUAUGGAGGAUACAGGAGGUGCUAAUCUGUGUGACAACUGUAAGCUUAAGGACUUGCUCUGGAACUUUGACCUUAAUAAUGUGGACUCCUUCAGCCUCUUCAAUGAAUUCCUAGAAAUGGUACUCCAGUUCAGUUUCACCACCAUCUUUGUAGCUGCAUUUCCUCUGGCUCCUCUGCUCGCUCUGCUUAACAAUAUCAUUGAGAUCAGAAUGGAUGCCAUUAAAAUGGUCAGUCUGGAACGAAGACUGGUGCCCAGGAAGACUAAUGACAUAGGUGUUUGGACAGAUGUACUGGAAACAAUUGGUGUGCUAGCUGUCAUCGCCAAUGGUCUAGUCAUCGGCAUAUCCUCUGAUUUUAUCCCUCGGUUGGUGUAUCGCUACCGCUAUGGACCCUGCGCUCAUUCCAAUGCUAGUGGUGAUGAAUGUAUGUCUGGUUAUAUUGAUAACUCUCUAUCUAUCGCUAAUACAAAUGAUGAGAACAUCAAAAAAGAUUUUUUACCCCAACAACUCAUUCACAAUGGCAUGAAUGUGACACACUGCAGCUAUAGAGAUUAUAGGAGUAAUGAUGACUACACUUUGACCAAUCAAUUUUGGGUCAUUCAGGCAAUCCGCUUUGCCUUCGUCGUUCUCUUUGAGCAUGUGGUGGUGAUGUGUAAGUGCAUCGCAGGGUGGUUUGUCCCCAGUUCUCCCUUAGAGGUUAAAAAUACAAGGCUACAAGACAAACUCGGAAGACUGAAAGAAGAACUACACCCAGCAAGAGCACAACAUUUCAGAUCACAGAAUGAAAGACAAACUUCAGUGGCUCCAAUCCAGAAAACAGAAAAAGAAUAAUCAACAGCAGGAUAAACUGAACUACAAUGUGCAAUCUAAUUAUGAACCCUGUUUAUUCAUGAUCCCAUUUCCAGCAGGAAAAGGGUUGAAUUUGAAAUUCUUGCAGCUGUGCACAGCUGUUAACUUACUGUUUCCAUUUGAUUCAUUCAGUACUCUGUUGCUAAGUUGAUUAAUGUCAUUGUCUGUUCUCUACCUAGUCCACUACAUUUUUUGUAUUACACUGGAUUUACAAUGCACUUGCUUGUAUGCUUUAUAUAUAUUUCAAUUAUUUGAUUAUUAUUUUCAUUUACAGUUCAUGCACUGGACAGAUACAAUAUGCACAGCAAUGCAACAUUUGUAUUUUUUGGAAUUUGUCAAAAAAAAGAUUUACGUAUUACGUAUGAGAAUAUCACACAAACACUGUUUUUAACUGAAAAAAUGAAUUGGCCUAUAUACUGUUCAGCUAUAACAUUCAAACCACUGACAGGUGAAGUGAAUAACAUUGAUUAUCUCAUUACAGUGUCACCUGUCAAGGGGUGAGAUAUAUUGGGCAGAAAAUGAACAGUCAUUUCUUGAAGUUGAUGUGUUGGAAGCAGGAAAAAUGGGCAAGCGUAAGGAUGCGAGCGACUUUGAUAAGGGACAAAUUGUGAUGGCUAAAUUGCUGGGUCAGAGCAUCUCCAAAAUGCCAGGUCUUGUGGGGUUUUCCGGUAUGCAGUUUUCAGUAACUACCAAAAGUGAUCCAAGGAAGGAUAACCGGUGAACUGGCGACAGGGUCAUAGGUGCCCAAGACUCACUGAUGCGCAUGGGGAGCGAAAGCUAGCUCGUCUGGUCUGAUCCCACAAAAGAGCUGCUAUAGCACAAAUUGCUGAAAAAAGUUAAUGAUGUCUGUGAUAGAAAGGUGUCAGAACACACAGUACAUCACAGCUUGCUGCGUAUGGGGCUGCAUAGCCGCAGACCUGUCAGAGUGCCCACACUGACCCCUGUCCACCUCCGAAAGCGCCUACAAUGGGCACAUGAGCAUUAGAACUCCACCAUGGAGAAAUGGAAGAAGGUGGCCUUGUCUGAUGAACCACGUUUUCUUUUCCAUUAUGUGGAUGGCCAGGUCCGUGUACAUCGCUUACCUGGCAAUAGAUGGCACCAGGAUGCACUAUGGGAGGAAGGCAAGCUGGUGGAGGCAGUGUGAUGCUCUGGGUAAUGUUCUGCUGGGAAACCUUGGGUCCCGGCAUUCAUGUGGAUGUUACUUUGACACGUACCACCUACCUAAACAUUGUUGCAGACCAAGUACACCUCUUCAUGGCAACAGUAUUCCCUAAUGGCAGUGGCCUCUUUCAGCAAGAUAAUGCUCCCUGCCACACUGCAAAAAUUGUUCAGGAAUGGUUUGAGGAACAUGACAAAAAGUUCAAGGUUGUUCCCCAUAUCUCAAUCUGAUCGAGCAUCUGUGGGAUAUGCUGGACAAACAAGUCCUAUCCGAGGCCCCAUCUCACAACUCACAGGACUUAAAGGAUCUGCUGCUAAUGCCUUGGAGCCAGACACCACAUUACACCUUUAGAGGUCCUGUGGAGUUCAUGCCUCAACGGGUCAGAGCUGUUGGUGGCACAAGGGGGACCUACACAAUAUUAGGCAGGUGGUUUUAAUGUUAUGGCUGAUUGGUGAAUAAUCAGUUGUGAACAUUUAGCUCAAAUUCUAUCAUAUUUUUUUAGCAGAUCUUAAAGUCUAAUAGUCUAUUUCAGUUUCUACAGUUUAGAUGACCUGAUUUUAUAUUAUAUUUUAUGUGACCUUAUUUCAUAUACUGACCUAAAUAAUAAUUUUAAAAAAUGUCUGUAAUUCCUAAAUGAUUAGUGCAAUAUUUUUGUAACCCCUUUAAACCCCUUGAAUUAAAGCUGA
Pangasianodon hypophthalmus (striped catfish) is the source of this 4654-nucleotide messenger RNA. RefSeq names its product anoctamin-9. NCBI's taxonomy places the organism in Eukaryota, Metazoa, Chordata, Actinopteri, Siluriformes, Pangasiidae. The record is from RefSeq and is a predicted model, not a curated record. The coding region runs from base 362 to 2791 and encodes 809 amino acids. Gene Ontology annotation, molecular function: chloride channel activity. Gene Ontology annotation, biological process: chloride transmembrane transport. The transcript is spliced from 24 exons. Gene Ontology annotation, cellular component: plasma membrane.